CCAUGGCAGGCCAGCAAAGAGUUCAAAAUUACCUGGACAGGCACAGGAUUAGCGCACUAUUUGAGGAUCUGAUGGCGAGGCUGAUAAAGAACACCCCUCAAGAGCCAAUCCCUUAUCUUAUCAGGAUUCUACAAAAGUUUGAUGACAAAUCAAAGAAACCAUUCCAGGAAAAUCCCCUGGCCCCGAAGACAAAGCCCCUGACACCAGGACUGUCAAAGACUCCCAGGGUGCGACCCAAGGAUCCCCUGACGCAGAGCACCUCCUCGCUUCGGAAGAACCCACCCCUGUCAAGGAGCACUGGACACCUAAGCAGAUCCACCUCCAACCUAGCCAAGGAGCCCUCGGGAGCCAAGGGAGGAAGCCCCUCUUCACCUGGCUAUGCAUGGCAACCUGGAACUGCUCCCCGUGGAGCGGAUAGAGGCCAUCAAAGACCGUGGGUCUCAAAUACAAUGAAAGACAAGCCUGUUGCAGGUAAAUUUGGGGAGGAUAGAGGGUAUGAACGACCCUGGAUAGCAAACAUGAAGAAGAUCAAGUAUGAACAGGCCCAAUUGAAAGCUCGAAAGUUGCGUAAGAGUUCAAGUACAGGAGGAGAAGCGGAGGGUUCCAGCAAGUCGACCCCUUCCAGUGAGGCUGACAGUAUGGAUGUUGAUCAGAUCUUUGAGAUGACUCAGGACAAACCUCCUGUUAGACCUAAGACAUUGUUCAGCAAUCCAGCUUCACAGGCAUGGGUAGAUCCGGACCCCAAGCCAUAUCAGCCCCCUCCUCCCAAGCCCUAUCAACCCCCUGAACAGGUGGAAGAGGCCUUCCUAGCAGAGGAAUUAUCAGCUGAUAAACUCAUGAAACGAUACGAGAAGGAGUCGCCAAAGACGGACUCUGUGGAAUCGGAAAAGAAGAAAAUAGAGCAGAGAAGAGCUAAGCCUGAUCAGAAGGCAAAGAAACACAAGGAAGAACUGGCGGCAUUGGUAGAGGCACAGCGGAAGGUGGAGACCUUGGGGUAUCUCGAUAGCGGAGGAGAGGCGGACGAUCCAGACCAGGGAGGGUAUGAAGAGGCUACCGACGUCCUCGAGGAUGUUAGCGAUCUGAUGGACGAAGGGGUCACAAAUGUCAAGAGCACAGGUCAAAAGGUUCGUCGAAGACCACCCCCUGCUCCUCAAGUAAAAGUUGGAGUCUGCAGCCGGUGUGCAAAUGUUGUAGGAGGUGGGGACGGAGCCAGUACAGCUGCAGGUUUCACCCAAGGGUACGGUGCCUACGCAAGCAUUGACAGCUCUAGCGAGGUAUCAUUCAGCUCAAGCUCGGACUUUGAGAGCGCUUCACAAGUGACUGGACCAAGACCAAUGGCAUGGGAAGGAACAACAGAUGAUGUUCAUUCUGUCAGACCUGGCGCAACACGUAGUAUGACACAUGACCAAGCGAGUGAGUUAUUCCAGAGUUCAUCCCAGUAUAAGAGCGGAGGUGCUGAAGGUAGUAGCUCAUAUCAUGUACAGACGAGCAGAGAGGUUAGAUCAUCUCAGAGAUGGGAAUCAUCAUCAUAUACAUCAGAGGUUGAGAGACGAGUAACGGGCACGGAAUCACUGCUGGACAGAGGGCGCUCUUGGGCUCAGCCAGGUUCCGAUGAUGAUUCAAGUGUCUAGCUGCAGAUGAGAAAUUGCCUUUUUUUUGGAUUAGGACCAUUUUCAAAUAUAAAUAUUUUUUGUCUGCUUUUGUAGAGGUAUUGUGGAUCAGUUGUCUGAUAUUGAAUGAUUUGAAUCACAUGGUCCGGGGUUCAAAUCCCACUGCUACACUUGAAUCAUCUGGCAAAAUAUUCAUCUACAUUUGCCACUCUCCACCCAGGUGUAGGACAUGGGUACCUGGUAGGAAUGAGUCUUUUGAAUUCUGGAGUACCUGUUCAGGGAAGCCAUGUCAAAGCAAGGGUAGUGACACAGUUAGUGCUCAGAAACAUUUACAGACUACUGUGUAAAUUGCAUAUUUUUAUUAUUUAUUUUUGCUGAAACGAUCGUCCAUGUUGCCACUGUAUUAUCAUAUGCUGCAUUCCUUUUCUAGAAGGCCAACUGAAGCUUUCUCUUGUCAUUGGCAUGGAAUUACAAAGCAAUGACUUCAAGAACGCACCAAAAUGUGUUUGUACAGUACAAGUUUUGUCUUUCUCUAUGAGAACCGUUUUUACUUUGACUACAUGUACUUACACAAUAUACGGUUAUCCCUCCUCCUGUUAAUCUACUUAUGAAAUCUUCUCCUUCAUUUUCCUCAAGUACAAACAAUUUCAAGUCUUGUCUUUCUUUAUUUGAAAUGUUUUUUCUUAAAAGAUUGACUACAUGUACUUAAUACACAAGAUUUGGUUGUCGCUCGGCCUGUUUAUGUACUUAGUGAAUAUUCUACUUGUUGUAACUCAAAUUGCCUUUUAAAAAUAUGUUUUUAUCAUGUAUUUUUUAAAGAUAAAUACUAGUUGUGGUGACAAACACAAAAUGAGUUCGAUCAGAAUCCAAUAAAAUGACAACCCAAGUGUUUGUAUUGAUGAAUAAUAUGGAAGGGGUUGUUGUCUUCAAAAUAUUGUGAUUUUGCAAUUAAUAGUCCCAUGUGCUGUAGACUAGUCUUGAUAUUUGUAUACAUCUUGAUAAAGGGAUGAAAUGAAAGUUUUGAUGUUUGGUUGGCAUCAGGCAGGACAGAGCACCAUCGUCAAUCCUUCUUUCCAAGGACGAUCAAGGCAUGGAAUACUCUUCCUCCCAACAUAAUCAAUGCCUCUUCUCCAAAAGCCUUCCGCCUGAGACUGGCGGAAGGCCAGAGCUAAAUCUGAUGGGACUUUUUACUUGCACCUGUAUAUAUUUUGCACUGCACACCUAAACCUGGCCAUACACACAUGUCAAAUAAACCAUCUGCAAGAAUCUUCAAUCCUGAAGGAGGCAGAUUUAACCCGAAGAAGGCUGGCCAUUUGAUCAUUAUUGGAAUUGAGAUUAUUUUGAGGUAAUCUGUGUACAGUUUGAUCCUUUGCAUAGUAUUUGUUGUAAAGUUAAGGUUACAAACAUCUUUGUCAGUCUGUUGGGUGGUUUAGAUUGUAAGACUACCUGAUCAAACUGGUGCAUUCUGGGUAAGGAGCCAGGAACUGAUUAAGCAAUUUAAGACUUGAGAUGAUGCUAUUUAAUUGCACAGAGUCAUGUUGGCUUUAAAUCAUUUUAAAAAUGGUUUACCUUUUUAGCCUCUGGAUAGCUAUUGAAUCUGAAAUAUGAUACCGAGUAUGUUUUUUUUAUAGUUCAUUCCUAGUCGCAUACAUUUCUUUGCAUGACUCUGUGUAUAGAUGCAUGUACAGGCAAGAGUGUUAUCUUGCAUGUCUUAUGUGUAUUUAGUUUUAUUUUCAGUAAUAUUUCAGUUCCAUAUUAAUACAGCUAAAUCGAAAUCUAGUUCUUAAUGAUUUAGCAUUUGUUAAGAGGAAAUAUGUGGGAAAAAAGAGAAAAUGUAUAUAUAUAGAGAGAAUAUAUAAAUGAAAGUAGUUUGAAUUGUGUUUAAAGUGAAGCAGUGCUAUUUUUAUGUAAGAAAUGAUUAAAAUACACACCUCAUAAAAAUGGUAGGGGAGGGGUUGAGGAUCUGGAGAUACAUGUUUUUAAAUGCAAUUAUAGAUGAUAAGUGAAACACACUUGAAAAGGUUGGUUCCACUUUUUUUUUAUUCGCAUAAAAAUAAAUGUACUUAAAGAAGAUCAGUGAAACACAUUUGAAAAGGUUCCACUUUUUUAUUACAUCAUUCAUAUAAAAGUGAAUUAACUUGUGAACAAGGAGUAUUUUUUUUCUCAAAAAUUUAAAAUCUGUCAUUCAUUAUGACAAGCUACAUAUAUAUGAUUAAAAAGUUUAGGAUCUGCUUUUCAAACUCUGAUUACGGAAUUCAAAAAUUCAUUUUGGCUGAGUUAUGGUGGGUUUUGGGGCUGAUGGUCACACGAUUGUCAUGUAAAUAAUAUAUAUGUAAUUCUGUGACACUUUUUUUUAAGCAUGUUAAUACAAUCAUGCAUUUUUGAUUACCAUUUGAUGAGAUUCUUUUCUAUUAUCUUGUUAUUAAAGUCAGAUUAUGUAAUUGGACUUAGCCAUGUAUGAUUGCCUGUCUCAAUUUAUAUACAAAUAAAUUCUAAUUGAUCUUUUUUAUCAUCCAAUUAAAGGA
Lytechinus variegatus (green sea urchin) is the source of this 4135-nucleotide messenger RNA. RefSeq lists its product as uncharacterized. The coding region runs from base 3 to 1631 and encodes 542 amino acids. Lineage: Eukaryota; Metazoa; Echinodermata; Echinoidea; Temnopleuroida; Toxopneustidae. The record is from RefSeq and is a predicted model, not a curated record. The transcript has 16 exons.